AUGCAGACAAUUGUUGAGUGCCUCAAAAUGGCAGCAAGUGGAAUACUGCCGCCAAACUCGGAUCGCGGGAAAUCGUUCGUCCACGACAGCAAACUUUCGGAGGAGCGAGAGGUCAGGGCGCAGAUCACGCUUAACUUCGAAACUCCAGCGAAGGAAACGAUUAGCGCUACCAGAAAUUACACUAUCACCAGGGACAAAAACAUCCCCAACAAGUCAACGUUCAAGGCUGGGGAGACCAUUUUACGAGUAAAACCACCCGUUGGGGAGGAGUCAAGAGUCAGCAUGAAGUGCUCAGAUCUGGAUUCAUCUAUGCCAUCACUGAUGGGACUGUCUAGGGCCUUUAUAGACAGCGUCAUUUUCUGCCACCAAGAUGAGAAUAACUGGGCACUUGACGACUUGGCCAAGGUCAAAGCCAGAUUUGACGACCUCCUGGAAACAUCACGCUACACCAAGGCCCUUUCCGCUCUCAACAAAGCAAGGAAAGAGCAGGAAGAAGCAAUUCGGCUUAAUGCUGCGAAAUUGGAAGCCACGAAAGGUCAAAUCAUCCAGAUUGCUGACAUCAAAAAACAGCUUAACGCAAACGUAGAAGAUGUCGCCAAGGCCAACGCCACUAUCGCAACGCUGGAAAAGGAUUUAAUCCGAUUUGAUGAGACGUGCAAGGCGCUGAGGGCAGAGCACGAAGCAGUGUCGGCCACUUUCGCAGCUCUCAGAGAAACUAAUUCAAACGUUGAAAGGCUUUCCGAAGAAAUAAAAACGAUGCAUCAAACCAUGAGCGAAAUAUACGAGGAGGGAUUGGAGGACAUGCACCACUACCACCUAACACUCACAAAUGAAUUGGAGGCUGCCGAAACCAUGCAUAAUGAAGUGACACGCACGAUCGAUCAGCUCAUGGAACGCAUGAAUAGUCUCCAUCAGAAAAUUAAUCUCAGUAAAAACAAGCUAACAAAUCGCGCUUUGCUUGAGGAAAACGUGAAAGUGACAGGCGAAGCUAAGACGUCCGUCAUCAUGGAAAUCAAGAAGGAAAUGGCGCUUGAUGGUGACACCGAGUUCAACGAGGAAGGCAUUAUGUUCUUCAUUGAGCAACUGGAUAACAUGAAGAACGUCGAUGAUCCGAUCAAUAAAGUCUUCAAGCAAUGCAAGGAAGAGAUCACGGACUUGGCUAAUAAAAUCCGGGAGCUCAACGAGCUUGAGGCCAUGCAGAGCUUAACCACCAGGGUUAAUGCUGAGGAAAUCGCCGCAGUAAAGAAGCAAAUAGCUUCUAUAGAACAGAUGCGUUCCACGCUGAAGCAACGGGAGGCCGUGAAACAAAAGUUGUUCCGACAAGUUGAUCGACAUCAACAGGUUUUAAAAGAUCUAAUCGAUGAAAAGGACAAGCUAGCAAUGUUGGCUUUGAAGCUCAAAAACGCGAUAACAGGCACCACCAUUGAGGAUGAAAAUGAGUUGAGGGCUGCUGUAAAAUUCUUGGAGGCCGUCGUUAAAAACGACCGGCAACUCAUCCUGACGUAUCUCAAGAACAAUAUAAGCAAAAAUAUAGACGAUUCGAACUUUGCGGACGUGCUUAGAGAUAUUUUUGGCAAAUACUUGAAAGGGGCAAAUCACCUUUCAAGUGAAUCGUCUAUUCCCCUGGAGAACUCACAGCAAUUCCAGCAGGACUGUGUUACUGCCGUUAUCCAAAUGAUAACCAACGUAGAAGGUAAACGUGCCUUAUCGGGAAAUAAUACGUUUGCAGGAGGUGAGUUGUGCCUCAGCGACGAAGUCAAGACGCACGCCGCUAGCCUAGAGCCGUAUAAUCCAUUGCUGAAGCUUGUAACCAACCUACGUAUAUCCGAAUACAUAGCAUACUACAAUGGCCUGCUAAACAAAGAUUCGGAAGCGUGCCCGGCGGAUGAUGUUUCAUACGCGGAAAUCAAAGUGAAGCUUGCCGCAAAGGAGGCCGAAAUUGCACAAGUCGAAUCUAGUGUAAAAGACACGAAUUCCUCUCUAGCAGAGCUAGAAGCCGAAUGCCAACAGCUUGCAGCAAAUAUUGGCCAAUUAAAGGAGUUGAAGGCCAAAUAUGCGGGGAUGCAGGCAAAUCAGAAGAAAUACAACGCAGAACUGCGAUCCAUUAGGAUCGCCUUGGAAAAAUCAAACGCAGAGCUUAAUACCAAGCAACAAGAAUUAGACGAUGUAAACAAGAAGAUAUCCGCCUCCAACACGGCAAAUGCAGUUAAAGCGGCUAAACUCACAGGGUUGUUGGAGCGCUACAGAGAAUAUAGCAUUAAACUGGAGCAACUAUUGAAGGAAAUCGAAACAUCGGGUGAAGAUGACCCUGCAGAAGACGCUUUACAAGCUGAAUUGAAUGGUUUGACCGAGAACAUCAACCGUAGUCGCGUGGAGCAAAGGGACCUGAUGAAGACGCUAAUGAACCAUCGCCAACUGCUUGAAAAGCUGCAGCAAAACAUUAACCUCAAGUUGAAACAAAAUCAACUCGACGAACAAAAACAACGCCUCGAUGCAAUACAACAGAAACUGGGGACUAGUAAGGAGGAGGAAAUCGCAAAGAAGAUCAAGCAGACCAGCGAACAAUGCACUAAAGUAAGUCUGGACAUCGCAACACUCAGGGGUACUGUUAUUACGAGAGAGGACAACAUCUCUAAACUUAAGCGUAUGCUUGAUUCCCCCAGCUUUAAGAAUGCGCACAAGCAUUAUUCUGAUGCGCUUCUUGCGUACAAGUCACAUCAAUUGGCGAAAGAGGACCUUGAACUCUACACGAAGACGCUCGAAUUGGAAUUACACAAGUUCCACUCCGACAAGAUUGCACAAAUAAACAUCGUCCUCAAGCGUGUCUGGAGGGAAGUCUAUACGGGUACCAAUAUCGACUAUAUUGAGAUACAAUCGAACGAUGAAACUACGGUUGCGAGCACGGGGUUGGCACCAAGGUCCUACAAUUACAGACUGGUGAUGGUCACGCAUAGCGGGGUGGAGAUGGAUAUGCGAGGCCACUGCUCGGCCGGGGAACGCGUUUUAGCCUCUCUGAUUCUGCGCAUCACGCUUACAGAGUCGUUUUGCUACAACUGCAACAUUCUCGCUUUAGACGAGCCCACGACUAACCUCGACAAGGAUAACAUUGUGGUGAGUUGA
Molecule: messenger RNA, 3120 nt
Organism: Babesia ovata
Lineage: Eukaryota; Apicomplexa; Aconoidasida; Piroplasmida; Babesiidae
Product: DNA repair rad50
Exons: 13
Coding region: 1-3120 (1039 amino acids)
Biological process (GO): chromosome organization involved in meiotic cell cycle; telomere maintenance via telomerase; telomere maintenance via recombination
Cellular component (GO): Mre11 complex; condensed nuclear chromosome
Molecular function (GO): G-quadruplex DNA binding; double-stranded telomeric DNA binding; single-stranded telomeric DNA binding
Source: RefSeq, a predicted model, not a curated record